AUGGAAACAGACUCGGCAAUGGCAACGCGGCGCCAGCGCCCGGGGGUUGCCUGUGACGAGUGCCGACGUCGCAAGCUACGCUGCGACGGGCAACAACCACAGUGCGGAGUCUGCGAAGAGACAGGAGUUGCAUGUCAAGUGACCAACCGCGGUGCUCGCGGGCCCAAAAAGGGUCAUCUCAAGGCCCUGAAGAAUCGCAUAGUGCAGCUAGAGGCGAUGCUGCAGAGCCGUUCGCCGGCCCAGCAGCAACAGCCGGACUUCCGCGGCAGCACCCCCAGCGGCCAUGAGCUGACACCCUGCGCAUCGCCUGUAACCGCUUUAGAGAGUACUGCAAACGAGGAUCCCGAGGAAUGGCUCCCAACAGCGACAGCAACUUCCGCAUCAGAGUAUGAUACCUCCUUACCACAUGCCUCGGCUCCUGGAUUGGCGUUUCUCCCUCAUGAAUGGACUCCUCCGCUCACAUUGCCAAUCUCCAACACGAGUAUUUCCCCCAAUGCCCUGGAGACUGAAUUGGACCAGCUAUACUUAGACCGUGUGCACCAGUCAAUACCUAUUAUCCACCAGCGAAGGUACAUGUCAUGGUCCAAAUCUACAACCAAGACCGCCUCACAAAGAUGUUUACAAUAUGCGAUGUGGACGCUAGCAUCGUUGCUGUCCGUCCAAUCUCGGGAUAUGAUAGAACCUCUAUACCAGGAGACCAAGCAGAUGUUAGAGUAUUUGAGCGUCCCGGCCAUGGAGCAACAUGGCAGCACUACUGAGCUUUCCCAGGCAUGGGUACUCCUAGUAUCAUUUGAGUCAAUGCGAGCCUAUCACCGACAGGCAUGGAUGAGUGCUGGCCGGGCUUUUCGCCUAGUUCAGGCAAUGCGCUAUCAUGAAAUUGAUAGUCCUGUCGAUAAAGGUGGGGCGUCUUCUCCGCAGUCUGGCGAUCUAAUCGAGAUUGAGGAGAGACGCCGGGUAUUUUGGAUGGCAUAUUUCUUGGAUCAUGUCAUCAGCAUGCGUGAUGACUGGCCCAUCACCUUAAAUGAGCAUGUGGUAAGAACUGCGUUUGUCGUGGAAUUGUUGGAAUUUGCGAACUGA
Messenger RNA from Penicillium canariense, 1077 nucleotides. Its product is annotated as transcription factor domain-containing protein. Bases 1 to 1077 code for a protein of 358 amino acids. Gene Ontology annotation, molecular function: zinc ion binding; DNA-binding transcription factor activity, RNA polymerase II-specific; DNA binding. The record is from RefSeq and is a predicted model, not a curated record. Lineage: Eukaryota; Fungi; Ascomycota; Eurotiomycetes; Eurotiales; Aspergillaceae. The transcript has 2 exons. Gene Ontology annotation, biological process: regulation of DNA-templated transcription; DNA-templated transcription. Gene Ontology annotation, cellular component: nucleus.